AUGAAGGUGACGCUGGCGAUAGGGUUCCUAAUGCUCCUUGUCAUUGCUAACGCGCGUCGCCUUCCACCUGCUAAAUAUGAAACAGAUAAAAAAGCAGUGGACGACCAGGCGCCCGCAGCCACCGGUCAUGAAAAGGGACACGGACACAACUUUGACCACAAAAAGGGUGGAGGCAAAGAGCACCACGCACAUCAUCACCACGAACACGGCGAGCAUGGUCGCAAGGGAUACAAGGGGCACCACCACCACGAAGAGGGCAAGAAGGGUCAUCAUGACAAAGAACAACAUAAAGGCGAGUACGACGACCACGGGGGCCACAAGAAAGAACAUCAUCAUGAAGAUGGCCACUAUGAUGAGCAUCACAAAGGUGAAAAGGGCGAAAAAGGUCACAAAUAUGAAGAAAAAGGCCAUUAUAACAAAGGGCAUUCCACAAAAGGACACCACGAAAUUCAUAAAGUCGACGAGUUUAAAAAAGACAAACAUUUCUUCGACGAAGAAGGCGACUCGGGUCACGAAGAGAAACACGGAGGAUUCCACGAAGAACACGGUCACAAGAAAGGUGGUCACUUCAAGAAAGGACAUCACAAAGGAGGUCAUCACGAACACGAACAUGGUGAGAAAGGACAUCACGAGAAGGGUGGACACCACCAUGAACACAAAGGACACAAGGAGUCCGCAGGUCACGACGCACACCACCAUCACCACCACGAUCACGCCGAGAAAGGUGGUCACGAACAUCACAAAAAGUGGGGAUACAAAAAAGGACACUGA
Messenger RNA from Amyelois transitella, 771 nucleotides. RefSeq names its product histidine-rich glycoprotein-like. NCBI's taxonomy places the organism in Eukaryota, Metazoa, Arthropoda, Insecta, Lepidoptera, Pyralidae. The coding region runs from base 1 to 771 and encodes 256 amino acids. The record is from RefSeq and is a predicted model, not a curated record. The transcript has a single exon.